AAUCACUUGAACGAUAACAAUAAAAAACCCAAUCAGUUGUGAAACUGCUCGACUGGACCACAGUACCUCCACCUCUGUGAUUUACAGUCUGUUUUGUGCAAUGGUGCAAGGAACCUGCUCACUGUCCACCUCAGUUGACCUUUGUCCACCAGGAAGUGAUAACAGCCGAUGGUUCAAGUUCAUCUUAUUUACAGGUUGAGAAAAGACCAAGUUUGGUGGCUUACUCUGCCCUCCCUGAUGGUGAAAGGAGUGGACCUAAUAAGGACGAUCGGCUCUCAGAUAGUUCCAGUUGGGUGCAGAAGAGUCCCGGACAGUGCUUCGGACCUCUAACCCAGAGAGGUCAUCUUUAUUUCCAGGAGAUCAUCAAGAAGCAUUUCCAAGAUUUAAUUACCAGACCAGAGCAUCAUGUUGAGUCGAGAUCUUCCAGACAUUGAGAGCAUCAUGGCUCUGAAUCCCAGAGUCAAGACUCAUGCUCAGAUCAUGUCCACAGCCUAUAAGAAGAAGGAAAAGAAACACUGGAAAAGAAACCCUGAGACGGGCUGUGAUUCAUGUGUGAAGUUAGAAAACAACUUUGAUGACAUCAAGCACACAACGCUGAGUGAGCGAGGUGCUCUGCGGGAAGCUAUGAGGUGUCUGAAAUGUGCCGAUGCUCCCUGUCAAAAGAGCUGCCCAACCAACCUGGACAUCAAGUCAUUUAUUACCAGCAUCUCCAAUAAGAACUACUACGGAGCUGCUCGGGCCAUUUUGUCUGACAACCCUCUGGGUUUGACCUGUGGGAUGGUUUGCCCCACAUCGGAGCUGUGUGUUGGAGGCUGCAACCUGUUUGCUUCUGAAGAAGGGCCCAUUAACAUCGGAGGGCUGCAGCAGUUUGCCACCGAGGUGUUUAGCAAAAUGGGAAUCCCUCAGGUGAGGAACCCAGAACUCCCACCAGCCAGUGAGAUGCCAGAGUCCUACCACUCCCCAAUCGCUCUGAUUGGCUGUGGCCCUGCUUCAAUCAGUUGUGCUUCCUUUCUGGCCCGUCUUGGAUAUGAUAACAUCACCAUAUUUGAGAAACAGAAGUACACCGGAGGACUAAGCACUGCAGAAAUCCCUCAGUUCCGGCUUCCUUAUGAAGUGGUCCAGUUUGAAAUAGGUCUGAUGAAGGACCUGGGAGUUAAGGUGGUUUGUGAGAAGGGUUUAGGAGUCAAUGGAAUGACUCUGACGUCUCUGAAGGAGGAAGGAUUUAAGGCCGUCUUCAUUGGGAUUGGUCUUCCACAAGCCAACAGAGCUCAAAUCUUCCAGGGAUUAACCACAGAUCAAGGCUUCUUCACCUCAAAAGACUUUCUGCCCAUCGUGGCUUCAGCCAGCAAGAAAGGAAUGUGCCAGUGCCGCUCGUCUCUGCCAGAGUUGAAGGGAGUGGUGAUCGUUUUGGGGGCCGGCGACACUGCCUUCGACUGCGCCACGUCGGCCCUGCGCUGCGGAGCCAAGAGAGUGUUUGUGUGCUUCAGGAAGGGAUUCACAAACAUCAGGGCCGUUCCGGAGGAGAUGGAGUUGGCCAAGGAGGAAAAGUGCGAGUUCCUGCCCUUCCUGUCUCCCCGCGAGGUGAUCAUGAAGAAUGGACGAGUCUCCGGACUGCAGUUCUGUCGCACUGAGCAGACGGAGAAUGGUGACUGGCUGGAAGAUGAGGAGCAGAUUGUCAGGCUGAAGGCCGACUAUAUCAUCAGUGCUUUUGGCUCCAUGCUGAACGAGCCACAAGUGACUGCAGCGAUGGCUCCUGUGAAGCUGAGCCGCUGGGGAACUCCAGAAAUAAACACAGACACCAUGCAGACCAGUGAGCCCUGGGUGUUUGCCGGAGGAGACGUUGCUGGUUUGGCAAAUACCACUGUGGAGUCAGUGAACGAUGGCAAACAAGCUUCAUGGCAUAUCCACCGAUACAUACAGACCCAGCAUGGACAAACAGUGGACUCAGUUCCAAAGCUGCCGUUGUUCUACAGUGCCAUAGAUCAAGUGGACAUCAGUGUUGAGGUUUGUGGAAUAAAGUUUCCCAACCCUUUUGGCCUGGCCUCUGCUCCGCCCACCACCAGUACAGCCAUGAUCAGAAGAGCUUUCGAACAAGGAUGGGGCUUCGCCCUGACAAAGACUUUUGGAUUGGACAAGGACCUGGUGACCAACGUGUCCCCUCGUAUUGUGCGAGGCACCACCUCCGGUCACUUGUAUGGACCUGGUCAGGGCUCGUUUCUCAACAUUGAACUCAUCAGUGAGAAAACAGCAGCGUACUGGUGUCAGUCAGUGACUGAACUGAAAAAAGACUUCCCAAACAAUGUUGUGAUCUCCAGUAUAAUGUGUAGUUACAACAAAGAAGACUGGACAGAGCUGGCCAAGAUGGCAGAGGAAUCAGGAGCUGAUGCGCUGGAGCUGAACUUGUCCUGUCCUCAUGGGAUGGGAGAGAGAGGCAUGGGGCUGGCAUGUGGACAGGAUCCAGUGUUGGUGCGAAACAUCUGCCGUUGGGUGCGUGCGGCCAUUUCCAUUCCGUUCUUCGCCAAACUCACACCAAACGUUACCAAUAUUGUGGACAUCGCAAAGGCAGCCCAAGAAGGCGGAGCGGAUGGCGUCACUGCCACCAACACAGUCUCCGGCUUGAUGGGGCUGAAGGCAGAUGGUUCUCCCUGGCCGAGCAUUGGUGCAAGCAAGCGCACCACGUAUGGAGGCGUUUCUGGUAAUGCCAUCAGACCCAUUGCGCUCAGAGCCGUGUCAGCCAUUGGCAACGCAAUCCCUGGUUUUCCCGUUCUGGCCACGGGAGGUAUCGACUCAGCAGAGUCUGGGCUGCAGUUUCUCCACGCUGGAGCAUCAAUCUUACAGGUGUGCAGUGCUGUUCAGAACCAGGACUUCACAGUGAUUGAGGAUUACUGUGUUGGUCUGAAGGCCUUGUUGUACCUGAAGAGCCUUGACCUGGAGAACUGGGAUGGACAGUCUCCUCCUACAGAGAGGCAUCAGAAAGGAAAACCAGUUCCCAGAGUGGAAGACUUGGUCGGAAAGAGCCUGCCAAGCUUUGGUCCGUACCUCGAGGAGAGGAGAGAAGCCAUCGCGAAAUACAAAAAAGGACUCAGAGACGCUGGUGUGACUGAUGUGGCAGAAACCAGCACCGGCCAGAUCAGGACACCCAAAAAGCCUGUUCCUGCUGUCAAGGACGUGAUUGCCAGAGCGCUGCGUCACAUUGGAGCAUACCAGGACCUGAACAACAUGGAACAGGUCGUGGCUCUGAUAGAUGAAGAGAUGUGCAUCAACUGUGGGAAAUGUUACAUGACCUGCAAUGACUCUGGAUACCAGGCCAUCACCUUCGACCCAGAGACCCACCUGCCCGUCGUGACCGAUAGUUGCACAGGCUGCACUCUAUGUUUCAGCGUCUGUCCGAUCAUAGACUGCAUCAAGAUGGUGAAAAGGGAAACUCCUUACGCACCCAAGAGAGGUGUACCCAUUAGCCCUGUCUGUUAAAGGAUGCUGACACUGUUAAAUACUAACUGCUUAUUUAAACCCGUAAAAUGAAGUUACUCGCUUAAUUGUUUGCUAACACAUGGAUGUGACAUAUAACGUAAUUUGAAAUGCUAACGAUAUUAAAACAAUGAGGGAGAGAGAGAGAGAGAGAGAGAGAGAGAGAGAGAGAGAGAGAGAGAGAGAGAGAGAGAGAGAGAGAAAGAGAGAGAGAGCCAGCCAGCCGCUGGGUGUUAUUUUGCUGUGGCAAUUCAAUACUGUUGCUCCUUCAGAUUAUGUUGCUUCAUGGAGAUUUUAAUCAUUGUGAAUGCUGUCUGAAAUCCACAUGCAUUUAUCAUAUAGUGUGUGAUUUAAAUAAAAAAAUGUUCUGAUGUAGCAGUCCAUCUGACUGUCAACUAUUCUAUUAGACUGUAUGCCAGCUUAGAGAUCCAAACUAGCCAAUAGGCCAGAAUGUGAGUGACUGACUGUCUGGCUCUGUGUGUGUUUGCUCUGUGACUGAAUGCAAACCUGAUCGUACUGCUACGCCAUGCACUUGUCCAUAGUCAGCUAAAGCCGGCCACACACUACAGGAUUUUUUCAAUCUUCCCCGAUUCAGACACCACACACUACAGGACAGCAGAGGACAGAUCGUACCCGAUCUUCCUCUCCUGAUCGUCU
Molecule: messenger RNA, 4125 nt
Organism: Salarias fasciatus (jewelled blenny)
Lineage: Eukaryota; Metazoa; Chordata; Actinopteri; Blenniiformes; Blenniidae
Gene: dpydb
Product: dihydropyrimidine dehydrogenase b
Exons: 27
Coding region: 406-3471 (1021 amino acids)
Biological process (GO): thymine catabolic process; uracil catabolic process
Cellular component (GO): cytosol; cytoplasm
Molecular function (GO): iron-sulfur cluster binding; NADP binding; uracil binding
Source: RefSeq, a predicted model, not a curated record